AUGUCUUUUCGAGGUGGUAGAGGUUUCGGAGGUGGCAAUAGAGGCCGUGGAGGCAGUUUUGGGGGUCGCGGGGGUGGCUUUGGAGGAGGAGGACGUGGUGGAGGUUUUGGAGGCCGGGGUGGAAGAGGUGGAGGUGGAGGACGUAACUUUGACCAGGGCCCUCCUGAAAGAGUGAUUCCUCUAGGAUUUUUUGAAAAGGUUGUUCAGGAUGAGUUGAUAUGCAAGGUGGAAAUUGAGGAUGUACCCUAUUUCAAUGCACCCAUUUAUUUGGAAAAUAUGGAACAAAUUGGGAAGAUUGAUGAGAUUUAUGGACCAGUGAGGAAUUACUGGGUGACAGUAAGACUAGGGGAUGAUAUGAAAGCAAGCAGUUUUCAGAUAAAUCAAAAGCUCUUCAUAGACCCAACGAAACUCCUCCCCCUCCAGCGCUUCCUGCCGGGCAACGAGAAAAGGGGCGGUAGUAGGGGCCGCGGGGGCAGGGGCGGCCCGGGCGGUGCCAGGGGCGGCUUUGGAGGCGGCAGAGGAGGUGGUGGCAGAGGAGGCGGUGGUAGGGGAGGCGGUGGCGGCAGAGGCGGUUUCGGAGGCCGAGGCGGGGGCGGCAGAGGGGGCGGUUUCAAUAGGAACAGUGGCGGAGGCGGCGGUUAUAAUAGGGACAGCGGUGGGGGCGGAGGAGGUUUUAAUAGGGACAGGGGAUUUAAGAGGAACAGCGAGGGGGGAGUCAAGAACUGGUAG
This is a messenger RNA of Phaedon cochleariae (mustard beetle), 729 nucleotides long. Lineage: Eukaryota; Metazoa; Arthropoda; Insecta; Coleoptera; Chrysomelidae. The record is from the annotation of a GenBank genome assembly.